Molecule: messenger RNA, 706 nt
Organism: Adelges cooleyi (spruce gall adelgid)
Lineage: Eukaryota; Metazoa; Arthropoda; Insecta; Hemiptera; Adelgidae
Exons: 3
Coding region: 207-593 (128 amino acids)
Source: RefSeq, a predicted model, not a curated record
CAGCAAUCGUUUAUGUACGGAAAACAGAUGCCAAAACUUACCUGAAGCACUCGAAGUCGGAGGACCAUUGCGAAGGGAUAGGUUUUGGGCUCUGGUUAAUUAACGAUACCAUUCCUGUAUAAAAAGCCACGGUGUAAGCCUCAAAAGCAUCCACAGCUCACUGAUCGUUCAUAUAGUUAUAAAUUGUCUAUAAACUAUCAAGCACCAUGAUGUCGAAAUUUUCUGGAGUACUAGCGGUGGUGAUUCUUGUUCAGUAUGUGAUUGCUGACGAUGCACCUGUAGGAGAUGGAAAAAAUACAAUCACAAUAAAUUGUACACCUUCUGUUGACUUAAAUAAUGUGAAGUUUGCUACGUUCCAAGAUGUAAUUGAUAAAAAUCCAAAAGUGAAAGGUAUCUCAGAAUUGAAACCAUAUUACCUGAAAUGGAAACCAGAUCCAAACGACGCUAGUUUAAGGGGAAACUUCUUUACGGAGUUGGACGCUGUGUACAAGGGGAAACUAGAUAUUUACGAACCAUUUAGAAGCCUGGUUUUAACUACAGACAAAGGGUUGAACGGUGGUACUUCUAGUAUUCCUGACAACUGUACGGAUUAGACCCCAAUAUAGACAAGCACCUUUUUCCAUGUUUCUUUUUGUCUUUCUUUUAAGUAAUAUCUAUUAUUAAUGUAUUACACUUUACCACCACUCCGAAAACACAAUAUUUGUUA